Homarus americanus (American lobster) is the source of this 576-nucleotide messenger RNA. RefSeq names its product proline-rich 33 kDa extensin-related protein-like. The coding region runs from base 1 to 576 and encodes 191 amino acids. The transcript has a single exon. The record is from RefSeq and is a predicted model, not a curated record. NCBI's taxonomy places the organism in Eukaryota, Metazoa, Arthropoda, Malacostraca, Decapoda, Nephropidae.
AUGGCGCCCACCUGUCAUGCGCCACCUAUCACGGCGCCCACUGUCAUGCGCCCACUGGCGCCCACCUUCACGGCGCCACCGUCAUGGCGCCCACCUGCAGCCACCGCGGCGCUGACUGCGCCCACCUGUCAUAGCGCCCACCUGUCCUGGCACCCACCUGUCAUGGCGCCUACCUGCCCACCUGUCAUGGCGCCUACCUGUCAUGGCGCCCACCUGUCAUGGCGCCCACCUGUCAUGGCGCCUACCUAUCACGGCGCCCACCUGUCAUGGCGCCCACCUGUCAUGGCGCCCACCUGUCAUGGCGCCCACCUGUCAUGGCGCCUACCUAUCACGGCGCCCACCUGUCACGGCGCCCACCUGUCAUGGCGCCCACCUGUCAUGGCGCCCACCUGUCAUGGCGCCUACCUAUCACGGCGCCCACCUGUCAUGGCGCCCACCUGUCAUGGCGCCCACCUGUCAUGGCGCCUACCUAUCACGGCGCCCACCUGUCAUGGCGCCCACCUGUCAUGGCGCCCACCAGGCAGGAAACGACUGACAGGCUUCCCAAACGACGCCUAUCGAUUUUGGGGGAAAUAA